This is a messenger RNA of Eupeodes corollae, 553 nucleotides long. RefSeq lists its product as uncharacterized. The coding region runs from base 94 to 453 and encodes 119 amino acids. The record is from RefSeq and is a predicted model, not a curated record. The transcript is spliced from 2 exons. NCBI's taxonomy places the organism in Eukaryota, Metazoa, Arthropoda, Insecta, Diptera, Syrphidae. Gene Ontology annotation, molecular function: tubulin binding. Gene Ontology annotation, biological process: microtubule polymerization.
UCGAAAAUUAUUUUGAAUGAAAAUAAAACUAUCAAAAUGUCAAUAUCGUUUUAAGUUUAAAAAAAAUUAUUUUGAUUUUAAAAUUAAAUAAGAAUGGCUGAAGAUGAAAAUAUUCCCCUUCCAAAAACUUUUGAAGAACUCUUUAAAAUUUAUUCAAAUUAUAAAACAAAUCCACUUGACGGUGAUAAUGAAGUCUAUGAUGAAAUUUUACUGUCGCAAAUUGAUUUUUGGUUAGCAAAAUCAAAUCUUUUAAGGAUAGUUUUUUCUACAACCGAUACGGGAAUGACAUGGAUGAAAUUUAAGUUAAAGUGGCGAUUAGAUUUUGAAGAAUUUGAAAAAUUUUUAAAAGAAAUUUGUGAUGCAAAGGAAGUAGAUUUUGAAGAAAUCAAAACCAAAAUGACGGAAACUGGUCCACCAGGUCCUGAUAUUGAGCAGCAAGUGGCUGUCAAGUAAAAUUGACAAUGAAAUAAAUUAACACCCUAAAGAGGCUGUCCAAAAAAUCUGUUUCUCUUUUAUUGUUAUAAGUAGGGUUUUCAUGUAAUUAAUAAAUUUA